AUGGUCUUCCAGAGCCGGACUUCCGAUCCGGUAUUCCAAUGGCUGAAUGAAAGAUAUGGCUCCUCUAAGGCCGAGUAUCGCCUGCCGCCUUUAUUCCUGUCAUGCUGGAUGAUCCCGGUGUCGUUCUUCUGGUACGGCUGGACGGCGAAUAGAGACGUGCUUUGGAUAUCGCCUAUUAUUGCCACCUCCCUUAUGGGAUUCGGCACGGUCAACGCUUUUACAACCGUCUUCACCUACCUGGUGGAUGCGUAUACAGAGUACGCAGCCUCAGCCAUCGCUGCAACGACCGUUCUUCGAUCUGUAAUUGGAGCCGUUCUUCCCAUGGCGGGUGGUCCCAUGUACAAACCCCUAGGGUUGGGCUGGGGAACUUCGGUCUUGGCGUUUAUCACUCUGGCCAUGUGCCCAUUGCCGUUUCUCUUUUACAGGUUCGGCGAGCGGAUUCGGAAAAAUACCUUUGUUCCACUGUGA
Molecule: messenger RNA, 468 nt
Organism: Penicillium samsonianum
Lineage: Eukaryota; Fungi; Ascomycota; Eurotiomycetes; Eurotiales; Aspergillaceae
Exons: 1
Coding region: 1-468 (155 amino acids)
Biological process (GO): transmembrane transport
Molecular function (GO): transmembrane transporter activity
Source: RefSeq, a predicted model, not a curated record